AUGAUUAAAAGUAGUCUAGAUAUCGAGGAAGUAAUAUAAGGCAAUACCUAAGAAUAAGUGAAAAGUUCAAGUGGUUUUAGAAAAUCAAACAAAAUUUAAAAAUAAGCUAAACUCAACACUAUAAACCUAAAUGAAAUAAAGGUUGAACAAGGCAUUAAUUUAAGUAAUACUUAGAAGGAACCACCUAGGCAAAAGAAAAUAUUAGAAUUCAGAAAUAAGCUCUAGGAUUUAAUGUAGAAGCGCAGGGAAAAACAAAUUAAUUUAAAUAAUGUUGACAAUUAGGCAAAUAUAGAAAAAAACUUAACAAUAUAGGCAACAGUCCUACUUCAUCAUAUCAACUAAAAGUUCUAAUAGUAGCAGUAAUUAUAAGAUGAAGUUAUUGAUUCUUAGCUUAUAUCACCCAAGAUUAAUAUGGAUGUCUAGCUACCCAAAACUGGAUUCUUGAAUUAGCGUUCCGCAACUAAAGAGACUAUCAGAAGGUACAGAAAUUCUCCUCCUGUAAAUGAAACUGAAAUGAAAUCUACAUACUCUCAGAGUAAAUACAAUUCAAAGGUUUUUGCAAAUAAACAAGAAUCAAGAAAUAUAACACUUGAUAAAAGUAAUUUAACAAAUCUUCCUGAAAGUCACAAUCAUGGAGGGUUUCUGAUGAUACCAAGCAAAUCAAGUGCUCCUUUUUCAACCAAAAAUCGUUACAUGAAAAACAAAUCAAGAUUUUCAAACAAAACUAUGGAGAUAUAGAAGGAGAGAAAAAGCAAUCUCAACGAUGUGUCUACUUUAAAUGAUAGUGAGUACUCAUUUGGAAAUCUUAAUCAAAGUGGUAUGAGAAUAAACAACAGCAAUUUCUAGAGUAAUAUCAACAUGAGUAAUAUAGGAAAGAUGAAUAAAACCGCUAUGUAUUCAACUUACCAUAUAAAUUAGCAGACUGCAAGAAAAGUUUUACAGGAUUAGUACAAUUUGCCAAAUGACAUCAAAUUUUUUAGAGACUCAAGAAAUAUGUUACUUCAGAAUCACCGUUUUAUUAAUGACACCAUGAUUUCUGGGAAAAAUAUCCUAUGA
This is a messenger RNA of Stylonychia lemnae, 1056 nucleotides long. The record is from the annotation of a GenBank genome assembly. Lineage: Eukaryota; Ciliophora; Spirotrichea; Sporadotrichida; Oxytrichidae.